UUUUAAAGAUCUAUGAAAUAAACAAAAUGUUUGAGUAUUUUGUUGUUUGUGUUGAGUUUGUAUUGCUUUACGUGAGAUGUGGUGAGUGUUUGAAACAAUUGACUGUUUAUAUGAUUUGAAUGCUUAUUGUCUUCAAACACACAAAACAUUUACUGUUGAAAGUUGUUGUCGAAAAUCUGUGUAUUUUUAGUGACAAUUUGGGUGAUAAUCAGUUUGGGUUUUCAUAGAUAAUGCAAUUAACAAGAGUUAACUAUUGGAACAAAUGGAUGCGAAACGGCCGAAGACCAGCCCGACCUGUGACCAGAUUUAAAGCCGACAAACCAUUAGUCUUAAGAAACGAAGUGACCUCAGGAACCAAACUUAGCUCCGACGUGGUGUGUAUACAGCAGAUGAUGGAUAUGUUGAGCUGUUUUAAGGACAACGAGUUCGACCAAAUCAGAUGCGAACCACAGAUCAAUGCCUUUCAAAAUUGUUACAACAAAUUUGUGGACGAGAGAAAACUGAAGAAUGAUUUGGUGAACUCCUCGGUUCCCAUUCCCGGUGAGACAAAGCUUAAGAAAGACCAGUUAAAUGUCUUAUUGAAGCGAUGGCCACAACCCAAUUGAGUCACAAUUUAGUCAUAUUUCUUAAGACAGUAAUAAUGUAUUUCAAAAAAUAUAUUUAGAAAAUAAUUAUAAUUGUAAUUAACUUUAAUUAAUAGCAUUUAUUGAACUAAAAACAAAU
Messenger RNA from Oppia nitens, 723 nucleotides. RefSeq names its product coiled-coil-helix-coiled-coil-helix domain-containing protein 1-like. Gene Ontology annotation, cellular component: nucleoplasm; mitochondrion; mitochondrial ribosome. Lineage: Eukaryota; Metazoa; Arthropoda; Arachnida; Sarcoptiformes; Oppiidae. Gene Ontology annotation, molecular function: RNA binding. The transcript is spliced from 3 exons. The record is from RefSeq and is a predicted model, not a curated record. Gene Ontology annotation, biological process: mitochondrial translation. The coding region runs from base 231 to 605 and encodes 124 amino acids.